Molecule: messenger RNA, 3158 nt
Organism: Eleginops maclovinus (Patagonian blennie)
Lineage: Eukaryota; Metazoa; Chordata; Actinopteri; Perciformes; Eleginopidae
Product: mucin-12-like
Exons: 10
Coding region: 944-2380 (478 amino acids)
Source: RefSeq, a predicted model, not a curated record
AUCAAACUUGCUUUUAUUAUUGUUUAUUGACUUUCCUGAUAUUUCCGUUAUCUUUUCCACCCGGACGAUUUGUGCUUAUGUUUCUUUCUCUGGUCAUUGUGUUAUGGAUUAUAUUUGUAAUCUCUUACCAAAUAAACAAAUGACAGAUAGAUCUGUAUAUAUAUGCUAUAUUCCCUCACUCCCCUUCAGCUUUCCCCUGUCACUCCCUGAAAGCCUUAAUCAGGGGUGCAUUGAACUCAGGUGUGGAGAAGGGGGCGGGGCCCCAGGGGAAGAAAGGGAGAGGAAAAUGUUUGGUGAGGAAAAAAAAGAAGAGAGGUUGUGGUCCAGCAAGGAGCAGGGGAAAUUGGAACCUAGCCUUUAGCUGUAGCGGUGUUUGUUUAAUUUUAGGGAAAGUUAACCUGAAAAAGGAGGCUGUGAUGACUUAUAGCUAGCCGGAGGAGCCUUGAGAGCCCUGGAGCCUGAGCAAUCGUCAACUACUUAACCCCAGCGUGAAUGCCACUAUGUUGCCUUGGACAGCGGCCGGUCAGAAGAGGAUAUUUUAACCUGUUUAAAUAACAGGUGCAGUUCUAAAGAAACAGCGGAGGAUUUGGACCACACACCACGGACAUGUCCUCUGUAACUCGCAGCCCAAUCACUGCUGAGACUGUUAUGGAAGAAUGCAGCAGGAGGACUUUUCAUGAGACAAAAGAAGGGAGUAAACAACGAGAUGAAGCCAACAAACUGUCAGUUUAUAUAAUUGAAAGAUGCGAAAAUAUUUGAAGAUAUAUUACCUGAGUCAUGUCACAAAACAAGCACUAUAUAAAGGCAUUAGAAGAACAAAGCCACAUCAGCAAUGUUUGCAAUGUCAGUUGAACAAGAGAAGUAAAUCCUUAAAGAAAAGCUGCAGGACACCUAAGAGAGGACAGCUAUUUCUUAUUCUCAUUUGGAUUCAAAAGUGAACAAGAUGGGUUCCGCACCUAUCUUGCCCAUUUUGCUGAUGUUUUUGGGUGCCAUUAAGCUUGCUGGUUCAUCAACAACAACAGCUGAUGGGUCAACUUUAACCAGUAGCUCACCCAGUUCCAUUGGAUCUACUACCAAUGGUGAUUUAACUGUAACCACUGGGUCAACCAGUUUCAGUGGAUCAGCUACACCUGGAGUCUCAACUUCAAUUGUUCGGUCGACCAAUUCAAAAGAAUCAACUAAAACUCCUGGCUCAACCCCACAUACUCUAUCACCCAUUUCUAAUGGAUCCUCUUCAACUGCAAGUACUGAGUCAACAGGGGGUGAUGCUUCAACUACAACUGUUGGGUCAAGUUCAUUUACUAGGUCAACCAAUUCCAAAGGAUCAACUACAACUAGGGAGUCAACAUUAACAUCAAGGUCAACCGGGUCAAAUGGAAUGACUACAACCAGUGGGUCAACUCGUUUCAAGAAAUCUACAACAAGUGGUAGUUCUCAAAAAACAACAGGGUCAACUGGAGGUUUGGUUACAACUGAUGGCUCAGUUACACCUCAAGCAACAACUCGUCCUGGUGAUGCAGGUGGUGCAGUUACUACAGCAGCAACAAAAGUUGUGGUUGUUGCCGCAACCUUGGUAAAACCAUUUGUGGAAGAACUUAAUAAUCCAAACAGUACACAAUACAAAACACUGGCGAGACUGAUUGUAUCGGUGUGUGAUUUAAUCUACAGGAGAAAAUUUGGAUUUAUUUUCAUCCGCACAUAUAUCAGAGGAUUCAGGGGUGUUGUGGCAAGAACGCGAAUGGAGAAUAUUCAAGCAGAGGUGGGACUGGUGUUCAACAAUACAGUUUCCCCGGCGCAAAUCCCAAAGGAUGAUGUUGUUAUAGCCACGUUAGCAGAAGCUGUGAAUACACCAAACUCCCUCAACCUUACUAUCGUUCCAAACUCUAUUCAAAUAAUUGGUUCCCCAACUAAAGCUCCUACAACUCCAGUUACAACGGCUAAGACUCCUGCAACGACGGCUGCUGAAAAACUCACCAAACGGCGCCUGACCUUCAGAUCUGCUGGAGAGAUAUUUAAAAAUGACUUGCUGAAUCCAUCUUCAUCAGCAUUUGUGAAUCGAGCUACAUUGAUAAAGCAAACGCUCGAACCCAACUACCAAAAAGCAUUUUCCUCUUUCCGCUUCUUGAACGUGAUAAUGUUCAGGAAUGGAUCUAUCAUCAACACUAUGGAUCUUCAAUUUGCAUCCACAUCUGUUCCCAAUGGCACUCAGAUUGCAGAUGUGUUGAUUGGUGCAGCUUCAAACAUCACAGCCUUCAACAUCGAAACUACCUCCAUUUCUGUGGAUGGCAUACAAGUUUCCCAUGGAGUAAAACACCGGAUCAGUGUCCUCACCGCAACCCUCCUCGUGCUGUUGUCAUGGCUCCUGCCACGCUUACAUUAAGGCAGGGCUUAUAUCUCUGUGAAGUACCAUGAUUAAAAUGUGUAUAAUUCUAAUGGAAAAAACAAGAACUUUUUCAUCAUAAAAUAAUGAAACGAGUUAGGAUUUCAGCUGCUGUAUGUCUGGGGAGGAACUAUCAUAUAUUCAUUUAAACUCUAUGCUACCUAAUUUAUGUACAGGCAGGAACAGCUAUUGAUCACAGAGUACCAUUCAUGUUCAUUUAACGCCAUACAAUUUAGACAAUAACAUUUGAACCCUUUUAUGUCUAUUUAUACAUACUACUUUCAGCAUGUGUUAAAAUUCAAAUAAUGCAGUAGCCUGCGCUAGAUUCACAUUUACAUUAAGAGUAUUUUUAAUGUCUGACAAAUUGCAUCUCCUGGCAAAAAAUAUCUCAAACUAUUGUUUGUACUCAGCAACAAGCCAGAAUUGUUUUUAUAGAAUGAAUCUAAAUUAUCAAUGAAUUUCAUCAAACAUGAACUCUUUAAUAACAUUUUAAAAGCCGUUUUCUGUAACAUUAACUCAGAUUUAUGUAAAGUUAAAUAAUUACUACUGUCAGAAAAAAAGGGUGGAAUAACUUUCCAUCACUGUUGUUAUCUGUAUGUGUUUAUAUUAUUAUUUAUGUUAAAGCUUUUCAUCUGUUUUUUUCUCCCCUUUCAUUACCUUGUUAUAUUAAAAAAAAAUGUUGUAUUGUACUUAGCUUAAGAGGGUGAUGGGUGAUGAAUCAUGUAUUUAAUAUCAGGUAUGUGGUUAAAUAAAUUAAAGAUAUUAACAAAUUAUCAAA